AUGGCAAAGGAGGGGCAACCGGAUGAUCUCAAGACCUUGGAGAAGAGGUUCAAUCGCGAGCCCGUGGAGGGUACCGCGCCCGAGCUGAUCAGGCCCUAUGAGCAAAUGGCGGAAAUGGUUCGAUGGUUGAAGCAGGGCCAGAUAAAGGUCUCAAGUGACAGCCAAAGCAUGGCUGCAGGUGAGCAGUCCGAUCGCGACAGGUGUCAACGCUGCUACCCCGAAACUCCGUCCUUCUCCACGGCUGUGGUCAGCUCGGAGAGCACUCUCGUUGCUACGCCAGACUUCUAUGCCGAUGUUUCGCGCUCUUCUAACACUGAUGAUGCCCCCGGAUAUUUGACGCCUGAAAUUCUAGACGAGGAUUGUCGCGAUUGA
Plenodomus lingam JN3 is the source of this 372-nucleotide messenger RNA. The record is from RefSeq and is a predicted model, not a curated record. NCBI's taxonomy places the organism in Eukaryota, Fungi, Ascomycota, Dothideomycetes, Pleosporales, Leptosphaeriaceae.